Trematomus bernacchii (emerald rockcod) is the source of this 1707-nucleotide messenger RNA. Its product is annotated as TMCO1/EMC3 family protein. Gene Ontology annotation, biological process: protein folding in endoplasmic reticulum. The coding region runs from base 125 to 910 and encodes 261 amino acids. Lineage: Eukaryota; Metazoa; Chordata; Actinopteri; Perciformes; Nototheniidae. The record is from RefSeq and is a predicted model, not a curated record. The transcript is spliced from 9 exons. Gene Ontology annotation, cellular component: EMC complex; membrane.
UCGAACCGGAAGUCCUUCGUCGUGUUUUAAAUCUGUCGAACGUGUGUCGCGUUGCUCGUUCACAAAGUUCAUAAAUGUGAGCGUCUCCCUGUCUUUCUACGGUUGGCUGGUUGAACAGAGAGCGAUGGCCGGUCCAGAGCUCCUGCUGGACUCCAGCAUUCGGAUGUGGGUUGUCCUACCCAUCGUCUUCAUCACCUUCUUCGUGGGGAUCAUCCGUCACUACGUCACGCAGCUGCUGCACAGCGACAAGAAGGUCGACCUGGAGCAGGUGUCUGACAGCCAGGUGCUCCUGCGCAGCCGCGUCCUCAGAGAAAAUGGAAAGUAUAUUCCCAAACAGUCUUUCGCCAUGAGGAAACAUUACUUCAACGACGCAGAGACCGGCUUCUUCAAGAAGGUCAAGAGGAAGGUCGUCCCCAAGAACCCCAUGACAGACACCAGCAUGCUGACGGACAUGAUGAAGGGGAACCUGACCAACGUGCUGCCCAUGAUCGUGAUUGGGGGCUGGAUCAACUGGGCCUUCUCUGGGUUCGUCAUAACCAAGGUGCCGUUCCCCCUGACUCUGAGGUUCAAGCCGAUGUUACAGAGAGGAAUCGACCUGCUGUCCCUGGACGCCUCCUGGGUGAGCUCAGCGUCCUGGUACUUCCUGAAUGUGUUUGGCCUGAGGAGCAUGUACAGCCUCAUCCUGGGACAAGACAACGCUGCUGACCAGUCGCGGAUCAUGCAGGACCAGAUGACAGGUGCUGCCAUGGCGAUGCCUCCCGACCCCAACAAGGCUUUUAAGAGUGAGUGGGAGGCGCUGGAGAUCGUGGAACACAAGUGGGCGCUGGAGAACGUGGAAGACGAGCUGAUGACCAGAGACCUGAACUUUGGAACCCUCUUCACGCAGGACAUCAAGUCCACCAUGUUCUAGACUAGAGAGAAACCCUGAGGAACACCUGAGACUAGGGUUCUAGAACUCUGUCCUGAACAUUCUAGAACACUUGAGAGAAUUCUUAAAUCUGGAACACAGUAUAACACAAAUGCUAGAGUUAGAUCAUUUAAUGUGAUCACUGUAUUCACCUUCAUCGGGCACUUUAUUUACUUUCUGCCUUUUUACCUGCCUCCAAAUUAUUGUGUCCAAGUUGUGCCUUCAUAUGUUCAAUGUGUUGAUUUAUAAUUGUUUGUUAAGAGUUCUUAUUCAACUUUUUGACAAUUAGAUAGUAACUUAAAUAGACCCACUUACUAGCCUUUUCCAAAAUCUUGUGUCUUAAUUUGCAAAUGAAGUUGUCAGCUCAGUUGUUGGGUUGGUGUAUAUUAUUUAAUUAAAGUGUUCCUUAAGUUAAUUUUGUCUAGAAUAACAUUGUAAUGAAAUAUUUGCUUGUAUCCAGUGUUCCAGAAUCUCUCAUGUUCUAAAGGUUCUAGAUAGUUAUUCUAGCCCGACCCUUUCUCGGCUCUGACUUGUGGAGCUGACUAGUUCGGGGUUCGGGGUUGUUUCAGUAAACCAGCGGAUUCUGACACCAGACGAAUCUCCUCAGGAAGAUGUUUCUGUCGGGUGCGACGCAGAAACAGGAAGUUUAAAGACCACUGGGACGUUAUGAGAGCUUUAACUGACGGCAGGCGUUCAUGUUUCCCUGCAGGCGGACUCUUUGCAUGUGUUUUUUACCCCGUGGUCAUCCAGCGCGACUUGAAGUGAGUGUGACAGUUUAAUAAAGGUGCCAUCGAACUAAC